CGGCAGCUCAGUGCAAGAAGGAUGCUGUGAGCACAAGGAGUGCAUGGGCACAAAGGCCAGGAGUGCGUGCAGCAGGGCAGGAUGGCUGCGGCGUGUGCCGGGACUCUCCGCAGGGUAGGGAGGCUGUAGCCAAGCAGGGGGUGCUCAGCCCAUCUGCCCCUUUUGCGUCAGAGCGCCCGGCCCCGGCACGGUGCCACCACAGCCGGGGGUGUUCUCAUGCCGGGGAGGGCACUUGAGGACAGGGGCCAAAUCCAGAGUGUCUGGAGGAGGAUGGGGAUGGGGGAUAAGGAGCUCGAUCCUCGAGCACAGCCUGGUGCAGGGGGGUGAAGGAGGAGCGUGGGAUUAAAUGGGGUCUCCAGAUGUUGAGUGUGGACAGAUGUGGCUGCAGCUCAAGGGUAGGCCGCCCAUCUGGCUCUGCUCCACUGAGAUGGGAUGGAAGAUGAGCUGCCCAUCAACUGCAUGCUGCUCUCCCAGCCCCCCCAGCCCCUCGUGGGGGCAGCAGGGACAGAAGGGGACAGAAGGGGUACAGAGCACCUGGCCCCUCAGAUGUGCCCAACCAGCAGCUCUGCAGCCCGGCAAGGCAGGUGACUCAAGGCACAGCACAAACAGAGCAAACAGUGUGGGUGCACUUUCCUGCUGCAACGGGGAGCGAGGGCCAGGUGGGCCAAGGGGCCCCGCAGCGGCACAGCCUGUUAAUGGCUCACCACAUCUGCUGCUGCCUCAUUUAACCACCCGCCUGCAAAACAACAGCUUGCCUGGAGCGUGUGCCUGGCGGCACUGUGCCAGCAUGGCUCCGUCCUGCAGGGUCCCCCACUGUGCCCGGCCAGGAGCUGUCACCCUUCAGUUGGACACAGGGCAGGGCAGCGCAGGCUGCAAGGUUGAGGGAUGUGGGGACCAUGGGGACAGUGCUGGCAGUGUUGUGUUCAGCUCCUAAACCUCAUGGGAUGGAGAAGCUGCUGCACUGGCUCCGUGAACUGCAGACCUGUGCCAGGCAGCUCCUGCAAGCAGGGGACAUCAAUGUCCCCACUGGCAGCUCCUACAUCCCUGUGCUGCUGGGGAAACCGAGGCACAAGCAGACUUUCCCUGCAGCAUGGCCUCCACACGAGGGGACUGGAGUAGUACACACAUGGGCACGGACACACAUGUGUGAAUGAACACACACGCACAUACACACUCAGAUAAACCCAGACCUGGCUCAGGAGUGAGGUUGUGUCCAUCUGUCCUGGAGGCAAGGAAGGAGCCUGUGCUGCAGGAGGGGCAGCAAAGUGUCAGCCCCUGUGUUCCCCUGAGCCUCCAGGUGAGCAAAACGCUGUGCACCUGCACGGUGACACAGGAGCAGUGCUGCACCCAGAGCACCGUCCCUGUCAUGGGUGGGGAUGAGCUCUAUCCCCGAAGCUCAGCCUCCCCAGGGGCCCCCAUCCGCGGCUCGGGGGCAGCAGCGAAGCUCGGGGCCAUCCCAUCCCGCGGCUCUGCCCACGCCGCUCUCCCUCCGCCCCGCGUCUCCACGCACCCCAGGGGCUGUGCCAUGCUGCGGCCACCAGCGGGAACAGACACGCACUGAAGGUGGCACCGCACGCCAAGAGGGUGGCACGAAAGCCACCAAGGUGAGAACCCACCGGGCACAGGAGUGGGACCUCGGGUAGAGGAGGGGAGAGAAGGACCCGGACAGGACCCCUGCCAGCAGGCACAGCGCCUUUCUGCAGAGUGAAGGGCUCAGGGCUAGGGAAGGGUUAAUACCAUCCUGCCGCAGCCGAUCGAUGCCCGUUUCCCGGGGGGCACAAAGAGAUUGGGCUCGCUGAUUAGCCGGAUCUAAUUUUCAGUUAAUUAGCAUCACUCUCCUCUCCCACACAGCCCCCGGGGUUGGGGGUCUGCUCGGGUCGAUGCUGGAAAAAGGGGCCAAGGCCAAGCCCCCAAGGCUCGCAGGGAGGGAAGUAUGGGGACCCCCCUAUUGCCCCCUCCCGAUCCAACCCCAGGCAUUGCGGGGGGCUGUGGGCAGGCGGGAGCCCGGGCGGAGCUUGGCGCGGGGGUCGUGAUGCUCCGUUGGUCCCGGAGCCGUCGGGGUUUGGCCGAGCUCGGCAGCUGGGGGGCACUGAGGGCCUGGACCCCCUCAGUGGGCAGGGGGGCAGAGGAGAACGUACAGGGAGCUGAGCAGCGGGGGCUGAGCUGAGCCAGGGCGGCAUAGAGGCCACGGAGGGACGGAAUGGGGCCAGCAUGAGGGGUCGGGCUGGGACACGGCCCUCCCGGUCUCAGGACCCCAAGGCUCCAUGCCGCCCCCCGACCCCCGCCGCCGCCCGGGCACUAGGACCCAGCUUCCCGCGGGAAAUGCUAAUUUGGGACCAUUCUAACCAAUCACAACGCAGCGCUCGGGUGUGGCGUUCCCCCGCUCUCUGAGGAGGCCUCUCUGAUUGGCCGCAGCCUCGCGCCCUCGGGCCAAUAGGAGCGCGGGGCGCGGGGCGGGGGUUUGUGAAUGGGGUCGGGCGCGGGGCCGCAUCCCGCACGGGGCUUUGCGGGGUCACCCCUGGCACCACCAUCUCCCGGCCCAGCUGAGCCACCCCGGUGUCCCCAUGCCAUGCCCCCGCCGGCGGUGCCCUCACCUCCCUGAGUCUCCCUGUGUUCCCCCGCAGCCGACACGUGGUGGAGGGCGAUGGUCCCGGUGCCCAACAGCACGGCGGUGACAUGGCCGGAGCCGGAGCGGUCGCCCUGCAUGGUUGGCAUCUUCCCUGUCGUGUACUACAGCGUCCUGCUGGGCCUGGGGCUGCCAGUGAACGUCCUGACAGCCGUGGCCCUGUCCCGCCUGGCCACGAGGACCAAGAAGUCAUCAUACUGGUACCUGCUGGCCCUCACCACGUCCGACAUCCUCACCCAAGUCUUCAUCAUCUUCGUGGGCUUCAUUCUGCAGACGGCCAUCCUGGCACGGGCGGUGCCUCGCGCCUUCAUCCACAUCGUCAACGUUUUGGAGUUCACAGCCAACCACGCCUCCAUCUGGGUCACCGUCCUGCUCACCGUGGAUCGCUACGUGGCCCUGUGCCACCCUCUGCGGUACCGCGCCGUCUCCUACCCCCGCCGCACCCGCAGGAUCAUCGCCGCCGUCUUUGCCGUGGCUCUGGCCACUGGCAUCCCCUUCUACUGGUGGCUGGACGCCUGGCGUGACGCCGAUCCACCCACCGCACUGGACAGGGUGCUCAAAUGGGUGCACUGCGUCACCAUCUACUUCCUGCCCUGCAGCAUCUUCCUGGCCACCAACUCCGUCAUCAUCCACAAACUGAAGCAGCGCGGACGCUCCGGGAGACGCCGGCUGCACCGGGGCAAAACCACGGCCCUCCUCCUGGCCAUCACCACUGUCUUCAUCGUGCUCUGGGCGCCCCGCACCGCUGUCAUGAUGUGCCACCUCUACGUGGCCUCGGUCAAGCGGGACUGGCGCGUGCACCUGGCCCUGGACAUCGCCAACAUGGUGGCCAUGCUCAACACCACCCUCAACUUCUUCCUCUACUGCUUUGUCAGUGAGACGUUCCGCCGCACCGUGAGCGAGGUGCUCUGUGGCCACACGUGGCAUGGCCCCCGCCACAGCGGCGCCCGCUUUGUGCCCCCAGCCCCGAGCCCACUGCAGCUGCUGGGCACGGCGUGCUCAGCAGGGUGCUGCCACCAGCCGGGGGUCUCGGUGCUCACCCAGCACCCAGUGGGACGACGCCUCAGGGAUGCUGCCCCGCUGUGCCCAAACCCACAGAGCUGCGGUGCUGGGGGUGGUGGGAGCUCACAGCUGCUCUCCAGCUCCAACAGCGCAGCAAACCUGCGCCCGGGGCUGGGCCCAGGUGAGCUCUGCAGCCCCGGGGAGGAGGCAAUGUGAUGGGGUUGAACUCUCCUGCAUAAACUCCAAUGUUUGGUCUGUAAUGCUGCGUGGCUCCGUCUGAGUCUCUCUGCUCAGCCUGGUGCCCUCGGGGUGCUGCAGUUCUGUGUGACCCGGCUCCCCGUGUCCCCUCUGCACGGCACGCACACAGCUCAGAGCCACGCUCUCACUUACACCACCACACUGCUGCAGUGCUGAGCAGCCGGGGCCGUGCCAGCCUGCCUGUCCCCAGCUGCCACCAGAGGGCAGGGACAGGACGCCCAGCAGAGCUGGCACAGGCAGCAGCAGGGAGCUGGCACCCUAUGACCCGUGGGAGCAGCUGGGUCCAGAGCAACAGCCCUGCCUGCCCCACUUUCCAUCCUAAUUCUCGCAUAAGGUCCUUACUAUAAUCCCCCCCAAACAGAGCUGCCUUUCCACCGUAAUUCCUCAUAAACCAGCACCCAUGGAGCUGCCCCAGUGCUGGGGGCUCAGCUGGCCCUGGAAUAUUUGGGCUGCCCCAAGCAGGGCACAGAGAGCAACCCAGUGCUCUGCGCCCACCAGGCUGAGCCCAGCACUGGGGUGGCAUGGGGCACAGUAGGAUGCCCACCUACCUUUGCCCCCACUGCACAGAAGAUGAGCCCAGGAUGACCUCAUGGUGUGGGGCUGACCCACACGGGUACAGGCACACAUCCAGGGCAAUGUUCCUCACACUCUGCAGCCCUGGGCACAAUGCUGACCCCUGCAUUACACCGGGGGAGUCCGGCCCCCACUGCCCUGUUCUCACCAACAGGGUUCAGCCCCAGCCUUGCUGGGGUGGGUGGUAGCCGGGAGGUGCUCGCUCCAUUAAUUCUGGCAUUUCAGGAGAGAAGGACUGGGGCUGGAUUAGACAUUAACCCAGCAGUGAGCACCUCCUGCCGCCCCGCACCCUCCUGCAGGAUUUCCCACCCCAUAACCCGGCCAGGGGCCGCACUGUGGGGCUGUGGGGGGCACGAGGGCCUGGCUGGGAAGGGCAGCACUGAACCCAAGCGCCGUGCGGAGGCCAGGGCUGCCGCCAGCCCCCCCUCGCCCGGCGCUUAUUUA
Messenger RNA from Lagopus muta (rock ptarmigan), 4903 nucleotides. It is a transcript of the gene GPR142, whose product is annotated as G protein-coupled receptor 142. Gene Ontology annotation, molecular function: G protein-coupled receptor activity. The record is from RefSeq and is a predicted model, not a curated record. The coding region runs from base 2645 to 3844 and encodes 399 amino acids. Gene Ontology annotation, biological process: G protein-coupled receptor signaling pathway. Gene Ontology annotation, cellular component: membrane. The transcript is spliced from 2 exons. Lineage: Eukaryota; Metazoa; Chordata; Aves; Galliformes; Phasianidae.